UUACAAUUAUGUGCGCUACCUUAUGAUGUUGUCUGCAACUUGACAUAUUAUUUGCCUAGAGAGCAUAUAAACAAGUAAUUAUGCAUUCAAGCAGAAAAAGUUUGCAGCAGAUUUUCCAUGGGUGAUAUGGUGUUUGGAAACAUGUAUAUAUAUGUAGACAGAGCCUCUGAUUUACCUUGUACAUUCUGGUUUAUAUGGACAAGGAACGUAAAAGUGUUAGUUUUGGAAUUCGUUUCCUUAUCAAUUUCAUUCGAUAUCUGUGGAGACAAUUAAAAAAAGAAUGUUUUAUGCCAUUACUCUUUAUCUUAUUACUUAUUAUAAACGCCGGUUUUUAUGAAUAUGCUGCUUACCAAAUUGGAUUGAUUGCAUCAAAUUUCUUUGCUGCACUGACUACUAAACAUUAUGAUCGAUUUAUAUGGACAUUAAAAUUGUCAAUUAUGUAUAUAUUUAGUGGUUCUUUAGCAUUAGGUGUACAAAAUAUGGUCAUGGGACAUUUAUCACUUAUCUUACGUGAAGUUUUAACAAAAAAUUUACAAAAUGUUUACUUGAAACGAAGAAAUUUUUAUGCUCUAAAUACACUCAUCGAUUUAGACAAUCCUGAUCAACGAAUUACUCAAGAUAUUAAUGUAGUCUGUGAUCUACUCACUAAAGUGAUUGUCUCGGUAGCUUUAAAUCCCCUAUUGAUUAUAUUCUACACAUAUAUGUGUGUAAACAAAGCUGGUUGGUUAGGUCCAAUCUCAGCGUAUAUCCUAUUUGCUAUAUUUGCUUUGAUUACUCGAUAUUUCGCCUCUUGGAGUUCGUCAGCAUCAUAUGAACAUCAAAAACAGGAAGGAAAUUUCAGAUUUAUUCAUACUAAACUACGAUGUUCAGUUGAAAGUGCUGCAUUUCUUAAUUUUGGUGAAUCGCUUAAUGUCAUUGCAUCGAAUUCAUUCAAUCAAUUAUUUCAUGCUAUACGAGUUUUUAUUAAUCGAAAUUCUGUUGUAUUCUAUUUAACUCGACUUAAUGCUUAUUGUGGUGGUGUACUAAACUAUGUUGUGCUUGGCAUCGUCUUGUUCAAUGGUCCAAUUCGAGAAAUGUCAGCUUCUGAAAUUACUGUUUUAAUUAGUCAGACAAGUUUCUUCCUACUUUAUCUUAUUAAUAAACUGACAAAAUUAAUCGACUUGUCGAGUGAUAUAUCCCAACUUGUUGGUGUCGGACACAGAAUUUUAAAUCUUGACACAUACUUACAAGAUAUCAAUUUAUAUCAUACACCAGCGGAAUAUCUCGCCUCUAGUCGUACUCAGUGGUUAUUUGUCAAAUCAAAAACAUUCAGCCCUGUUCAUGACGUAAUCGGUGGAUAUGGUGAUGAAUCACUGCAAAGUGAUGUUGUUUUUCAAAUCGAUCAUUUGUCAGUAUGUGUGCCGUCAAAUCCAAAUAACAUUUUAAUUCAUGAUUUGAGUUUAACGCUUCGACGAAAUGAACCGCUACUUAUUACUGGUCCAAGUGGUGUCGGUAAAACAGCAUUAUUUCGUGUAUUAGCCGGUCUAUGGCCUGGUCUAAUUACCACACAACAAUCUAAUCAUAAUCAUGAAAAAAAUAAUAAUGAUGAUGAUAAUAAUAAUGCCAUCAAUGAUUCAUGUAAUUUCUUUUAUUCAAAUGAUUUACGUAUUAUUUUUAUACCUCAAGAAUUUUAUAUUCCAUGGAGUACAAUUCCAUUGACUGAUUUUCAUCAUCGAUUACUUACUGAGUUAACACCGUUUAUUGAAUUACAUUCAUGUGAAGUACAAUCAGUCUACAGGGAAUUACAUUUAUGCUAUUUAUUAUUGAAUACAGCGAAUGCUUUAAUAAAUAGUCAGCCAUUAUCAGACUGGGAAAAUAUUUCGAGGAAAAUAUCAACUAAUGUUCAUGAGCAAAACGCCAGCUGUAAUUCACCACAAAAAUCAAUGAACACUAAAUGUUUACUAAACAAUUAUAAUCUCGAAUCGUUUGAAAAAGCCUUGGAUCUUCUUGUAGAAUUUCGUCUUAUCAAAGCAGAACAAUGCAGUCUAUUGAAAACAAUUUUAAAGUCCUACUAUCAAGAUGAUGAUAAGCAUUGUCAAGAUAUUGUUAAAAUAUACAAUCACAGUUGUCUGCCGUCUUUGUUAACUGAGAUUUGUUAUUCUGGUUGUCGAGUUAUACCACCGGAUAGAAAAGACUAUGGAUUUGAUCAACACAUCAAUUAUUCACCUGGAGAAAUGCAACGGUUAACAAUAGCAGCCGUAUGCUUUUAUCAACCUGAUGUUGUAUUCAUGGAUGAAUCGACAAGUCAGUUAAGCGCAAAUGAUGAAUUUCAAGCCUAUACAAGUCUUUCAAGACGUCAAAUUACACCAUUUUCAAUUGGACAUCAUAGUUCUGUUCGACAGUAUCAUACAAUGGAAUUACAAUUAACACCCGAGGAUUAUUCACUAAUCAGUGAGACUGCUACAACUCUACCUAAAGGCUGGAAAUUAGUUAGAAUUGAAUAAAUAAAUAAAUAAAUAAAUAAAUGUGUGUACAUAUGCGGUCCGAAUCCUUUUGUAUAAAAUACUCUAAAGGGAUGUCGUUGCGUAUGACUUCCCUUUUUUAACGAAUUUCAUUCACAUUAUCGCUUUCAGAUUAUCUGAAUAACCUUUGCAUAUUUGUAUUUCCAUAUAGAAUUUAGUUAUUUUUGUUUUGUCUGUCUGUCUGUACAAUUUUCUGUUGUCGUUGUGUUGCUGUUGUUUUUCUUUUUUCAUACAAACAUUUUAUGCUUCUGAUUAUAAAAAUCAAAUGAUUGACACAAAAGUGGCUCGCUCGUAUAAUAAUUUCUUCCUCAAGUCUUAAAUAUAUGUCAGAGGCAAUCGAUGCGAAUUCCCUCAUAAAUACACUUAAAGGACAAGGUUUAUUGUCAAAAAAAACAACAACAAAUGAAUGUAAAUUCUGAGCAAAGAAAAGAAGAAAUAUUGGCGCAGAAUAAUCUGGAUCCAUUUUAUCUAGUUGGUUCUCAUCAACUGAGUACGACCUGAAUUCUUUAAUAAAUUAAAAAAGUGUACAAUUUUAACAACACUUUGUCCAUUAGCAAGCAUAUUGUCAGAGCGUCAUAAUAAAAUAAGGC
Molecule: messenger RNA, 3091 nt
Organism: Trichobilharzia regenti
Lineage: Eukaryota; Metazoa; Platyhelminthes; Trematoda; Strigeidida; Schistosomatidae
Source: the annotation of a GenBank genome assembly